UGCGUGUUUGUGUGUAAUCCAGCGCUGUUGUGCAUCUUAAGCGCACGGCUGUCUGACGCAGAACUGAUACCAGCUGACCUCGCGACCCGAGCUGAACCCUUCAGAGGAAGAGAGAUAUGUGCAGCGGUCUACACAUGACCACAGACCCCUUCCUGAGCUCGCUACAAGGAGGAGGAGCAGCACGCCAGCAAUGCGGUGUAUAAUUCAGUAAUUAUUACAAUACAUCGCCGCAUAACUUUCUCCAGGCAUGCAGCUGCAGCGGGUGAUUUGAAAGUGAACCAUUAAGCGUUUUACUAGAAGAGGGAGCCAACAGUCUUCAGGACGGCAGCAACGAGUUUGAGUGCCAACAUUACUGUGAGUGUGUCUUGUUAUUUCACACACUGACUCAAAGCAUGAAGGACCAAAGCAUCACGCUGGCAGAACAGAGAGUGAUGUAUCCUAAAGAAACACCUGACCCAGUCAGUCAGGACAGAGCUUUAUCCUUCACAGAAGAAACAGUGUCCAUAUUAACGUCCAGCAGCAUGCUGGCCCGCUCUUUUCUUAUCCAUCCCCGAAGUUUGAAAGACCAAGAAAGCUCUGAGACUGACAGCUGCAUCACUCUGCGUCGCAAACGUGAGUGUAUACCUGCCGAGAAAAAAGACGAUGGUUAUUGGGACAAGCGCAAAAAGAACAACGAAGCUGCUAGGCGUUCGCGUGAGAAACGGCGCAUCAACGACAAGGUGGUGGAAAACAAAGUUCUGGCUCUUCUUGAAGACAAUGCACGUCUGAAAGCUGAGCUACUGGCUCUUAAGUUCAAAUUCGGUUUGAUCAAAGAUCCUACAGAAUCACAGAUCUGUUCCUUUGGUACACAUAACCAAACACUUCCAGCAAUACGCUACAACUGCUCUAAUACAAACCCACAAUCUACUUUUAAUCAUCCGUUGUUGAUCUCAGAUCAUAGCGGUCCAAAUGGUAAAAACUAUGGGUUCUUCAUGCCUGGAGGUUUAAGCAUUGGGAGCCCAGAGCUUUCAGAUGAUGCUGGAGGUGAACAUAUUCAAAAAUCCCCUGGCGAACAGCCAAGUGGUACCACAGCAGUUGAGACAGAUUCAUUAGGAUGGCAAGCGAACAACAUGAAAGGUCUUCCUCAUAAACUGCGUUUUAAAACGCCAUGUGGAAUUGAAGGUGCUGAUUUGAAGGUCCUUCAUCCAGUGGAGAACACAUCACAGUCUCAGUCCACAGAGGGCUUAUGGAGGCCACAAACAUCAUCAGUUUAUUCAACGGCAAAUGAGAAUAACUCUUCAAUUCACAGGCAUACAGAAAAUCACAGCGCUAUUAGAUUCCAGAUCAGCGCUUUGACUGAAGAAGUGGCCCAGCUCAAAAAACUGUUGUCUCAGCAUCAGCUCUCCAAAGUGAACUGAAAUAAUCUGUCCCACCUGUCUUCUGACCUAUCCAAAGAAAGAGGCCCAUUUUUCUGAUUACAACAGACAAAUAUAAGAAGCCAGCUGGUUGCUCUCUGGAACAGCUGGCAAUCUAAGUGAUUUUUAAUUUAUGUUAAAGUUUCAUAUGGCCGUCUGCUCCGCUACUGUUUCAUUACAUGCUGAAUGAAAUGAAAAAUAUUGUGAAAAGCUCUGCUGUCUUCUGUGUCUACUGUUGUAUGGUGCUUUGUUUAAGCUAAGUGGCAUCGGUCAUAUUGAGACUUUGCAAAUGGUAAUUAAAUCUAAACCUUUUUUGUGUACCUUUUCUGUUCAGUGCCUGUUAUGUUUCAUUAAAUCUCUGUUUUGGUUUUGCCAGUUUGUUUAAAUCCA
Labeo rohita (rohu) is the source of this 1784-nucleotide messenger RNA. RefSeq names its product nuclear factor, interleukin 3 regulated, member 3 (gene nfil3-3). Gene Ontology annotation, molecular function: DNA-binding transcription factor activity; DNA binding. The transcript is spliced from 2 exons. The coding region runs from base 393 to 1397 and encodes 334 amino acids. Gene Ontology annotation, cellular component: nucleus. Gene Ontology annotation, biological process: circadian rhythm; regulation of DNA-templated transcription. The record is from RefSeq and is a predicted model, not a curated record. Lineage: Eukaryota; Metazoa; Chordata; Actinopteri; Cypriniformes; Cyprinidae.